UGUUCCGUGUGGCCCUGCUGAGUGAGCUGUGGGUAUGUUAUGUCCUCUCUCAAGGUAGUCUCACAUUAUAGAGUUCACAGUCUGUCACAGCACAUCUCUCCAUCUUGUCAAAGGAACUGAGUGAUGCAGUACGGGAGCUGACUUUGAAAGACGCCACCAACAAUGGAAGCUGUCUGAAAAGGCAGAGGUCAGAGACACCAGGAAGAGACCCAGUCAGCAAGCUAAGCUCACAGUGGUGGCGAGCUACCACCACUUAACUACACAGCACAGAUGGGGGAUAAUACCUGGGGCUCAAUGUCAGGGAGAGUGGCUGCCACUGCUGCUGCUUAACACACAGGUCUCACAGCAUCAACUGAACAGGAGAGCCACGGCAAACAUGGCUGCAGCGACACACUUUCCUCCUCCUCUUCCAGACAGACCCUGUGUGGCUUUGUAUAAAGUUGGGGGAGCACUUCAGACUUGGGCUCCCCAAAUGGAGAGACUAAGGCUGGUGCAAAUGCCAGAACAUUUGUGUGUCAGGCUGGUCGCCAUGUUGCUCUUGGUGUUAUUGAUUUUUCUUCCAAGUGCAUUCUGUGACACAGGAUCUGUGUACUACUCUUCCUAUGAGACAGUCAUCCCCAAGAGACUGCCAGCCGAGGGGAGUGAAGACCCUGGAGGAAGGGUGUCCUACAUGCUGCUGAUGCAGGGCCAGCAGCAGCUGCUUCACCUAAAGGUACAGGGAGACCACUCUGUGAGUAACUUCCCAGUCUACAGUUACCACAAUGGCAUCCUGGGGCAAGAGAUGCCUCUCCUCUCACAGCACUGCCACUAUGAAGGCUACAUGGAAGGGGUGCCAGGCUCUUUUGUUUCUGUCAACAUCUGUUCAGGCCUCAGGGGUGUCCUGAUUAAGGAGGAAACAUCCUACAGCAUCGAGCCUAUGCUCUCUUCCAAAGGGUUUGAACACAUUCUGUACACCGUGGCACAUCAGCCUCGAGCCUCCUGCAGCGUCACUCCCAAAGGCAGCUCAGGGGACACCAGCCAGCAACAAAGGAACGGGAAGCCCUAUGACCUGUGGGAGCUGUCUGACCUGAGGUCACACACCAAGUAUGUGGAGAUGUUUGUCGUGGUCAACCACCAGCGCUUUCAGAUGUGGGGCAGCAGUGUCAACGAGACGGUCCGGGCAGUAGUGGACAUCAUCGCUCUGGCCAACAGCUUCACUAGGGGACUAAACACAGAGGUGGUGCUGGUGGGCAUGGAGAUCUGGACGGAGGGGGACCUGAUCAAGGCCCCGGUGGACCUGCAGGCUACCCUGAGGGAUUUCAACCACUGGAGACAGGAGAAGCUCGUGGACCGGCUCAGGCACGAUGUUGCACACUUGAUCGUCGGGCAUCACCCAGGAGAGAACGAGGGCCAGGCGUUUCUCAAUGGUGCCUGUUCAGGUGGGUUUGCAGCAGCUGUGGAGGCCUUCCAUCAUGAAGAUGUCCUGCUGUUUGCGGCGCUUAUGGCCCAUGAGCUGGGGCACAACCUGGGUAUCCAGCACGACCACCCGGCCUGCAUCUGUGAGCAUAAGCACCUCUGCCUCAUGCACGAGAAUAUCACCAAGCACAGUGGCUUCAGCAACUGCAGCUCUGAUGACUUCUACCGUUUCCUCCAUGACCACAGAGGGGCCUGCCUGCUUGACAGGCCUUGGCACCAAAGUCGUAAGGGCAGAGCUACCCGUUGUGGAAACGGUGUGGUGGAGGAUUCGGAGGAGUGUGACUGUGGCAAUGACUGUGCCGAUAACCAGUGUUGUGAUGACAAAUGUAAACUUAAGGAGGGUGCAGAGUGUAGUAAUGAGCUGUGCUGUUCUCAAUGUAAAUUUCAAAAGAUGGGACACGUUUGUCGUCCCAUUGAUGGAACUUGUGACCUGGAAGAAUACUGUAAUGGGACCUCUGCAAUAUGUCCCGAAGACAGGAGAAUGCAAGAUGGUUCUACAUGUCAUGGAUCUUACUCUUGUUUAGAGGGUCGGUGUCUGGACCCUAGCUCUCAAUGCUCACAUAUUUUUGGAUACUCUGCACAAUCUGCCUCAGAUUCAUGCUACAAUUCUUUCAACAGCAAAGGGAACAUGUUUGGAAACUGUGGCCUUUCUUCUAACUCUCCAGAAACACAUGUCAAGUGUUCACAUCAAAAUGCACUAUGUGGGAAACUUAUAUGUACAGAAUUAGGCUUCUUACCACCAAUUAAACCCAAACACAUACUGAUACAGGUCCCUCACUCACAGGAAUGGUGCUGGAGUAUAGCCACUUCUCAAGACGGAACAGAUUUACCUUAUAAAGGAUAUGUGAGGAACAACACUCCCUGUGGUGAAAAUAAAGCUUGUACAAAUUUUGUUUGUGAAGAUGUGCCACCUGUAUUCAACCCUGAACCUUCAUGCAGUCAGAAAUAUUGUAAUGAACAUGGAGUUUGCAAUGACUUAGGGAACUGCCACUGUCAUUUUGGCUUUGCACCCCCUGACUGCAAGCAUAAAGGAAACGGAGGCAGUGUAGACAGUGGUCCUGCCGGAGAAUCACAGGAAAAUCCUACAGAAGAGAGUGAAUAUGGUGACGAGCAAAAUAAAGAUGACUUGGCACUUAACUUAAAACUGAUAGUUCUUGCUGCCAUUUUGAUACUCACAAUACUCUUUAUAAUCGUAUGCAUCGUGAUUACCUACAGUAAAUCAGAGACUCCUUCUGAAAUAGAGUCUCCAGAGUUAGAGGCUGAGGAAGAAGCCCCAUCAGAAGAGGCUGAGGAAGAAGCCCCACCAGAAGAGGCUGAGGAGGAAGAGGAAGAAAAGGAGGAAGAAGCAGAAGGGGAAGAGGAGGAAGAGGGAGAGGAAGAUGAAUAAGUAGGGGAAACAUAAAGCCAAUAGCUUUCUCUUGCAGCCCCGAGAGAGAGGCUCAGUAAAGCAAAGGCUGUGUGAACUGACAGUUGUGAUGCUCUUACUGGGACUUGAGGGCCUAAAGACACACUUGUGAGGGAGGGAGGAGACUCUAUCCUUAGCAUUUACUUGACGGUGUUUACAAUACUUUACUUUUCACAUUUCAUUUGAACUUGUCACAUGUAUCUUUGGACAUUCGUGUUCUUGUAUCUUUGGGCUAAUUUGUUUGGUCACCAGAAACUGUAUUUUAGGACCUGCUUUCUUUCAAAUAGAUUGUCUGGUGCUCCUGAAUUUAUCACUAUCCCCAGGAUUUUUGUUCCAAGUAACAACUACCUAUUAUGUAAGGGCAAUUUCCAUGAGCUUCGGUGUUCUAACUUGCCCAAAAAUAUAUAUUAAAGGGAUGAGUCUUUAAAUAAAACUACUAAUGUUAGACAUG
Molecule: messenger RNA, 3311 nt
Organism: Mesocricetus auratus (golden hamster)
Lineage: Eukaryota; Metazoa; Chordata; Mammalia; Rodentia; Cricetidae
Product: disintegrin and metalloproteinase domain-containing protein 1b-like
Exons: 1
Coding region: 377-2842 (821 amino acids)
Biological process (GO): binding of sperm to zona pellucida; proteolysis; male gonad development
Cellular component (GO): sperm head plasma membrane; external side of plasma membrane; plasma membrane
Molecular function (GO): metalloendopeptidase activity
Source: RefSeq, a predicted model, not a curated record